AUGGAAGGAGAAAACCACACACAUGCAGCACAGUUCCUUCUGAUGGGCCUCUCAGAGGACCCAGCCCUGCAGCCCGUCCUCUUCGGACUGUUCCUAUCCAUGUACCUGGUCGCCGUGCUUGGGAACCUGCUCAUCAUCCUGGCCGUCAGCUCUGACUCCCACCUCCACACCCCCAUGUACUUCUUCCUCUCAAACCUGUCCUUUGUGGACAUCUGUUUCACCUCCACCACGGUCCCAAAGAUGCUGGUGAACAUCCAGGCACAAAAUAAAGAUAUCACCUAUACAGAGUGCCUCACUCAGGUGUACUUUUUUAUGAUUUUUGUGGGGAUGGAUAAUUUCCUGCUGACAGUGAUGGCCUAUGACCGCUUUGUGGCCAUCUGCCAUCCCCUGAACUACAUGGUCAUCAUGACCCCUCGGCUAUGUGUCCUGCUGCUUCUGGUGUCCUGGAUCAUUAUUUUCUGUUUCUCCUUGUUUCAUAUUCUCCUGUUGAUUCAGCUGUCCUUCUCCACUGGCACUGAAAUCCCACAUUUCUUCUGUGAACUGGCUCUGCUUAUCAAAGUGGCCACCUUUGAUAUUCUUGUCAAGGUCAAUAUCAUCAUAUUGUAUGUGUCAAGUGUCCUGUUCAUUGUGUGUCCCAUCACUGGGAUUCUUUUCUCUUACUCUCAGAUCAUGUCCUCUAUAGUGAGAAUGUCCUCCAAGGCAAGCAAGUAUAAAGCAUUUUCUACCUGUGGGUCUCACCUCUGUGCAGUCCUCUUGUUCUAUGGAACAGCACUUGGGGUUUACUUCAGUUCAUCUGUGAUUCAUUCUUCCCAUGAAAGCUCUGUUGCCUCUGUGAUGUACACGGUGGUGACCCCCAUGCUGAACCCCUUCAUCUACAGCCUCAGGAACAGGGAUGUGAAGGGGGCCCUGGGAAGACUCCUCAGCCAAGCAGCCUCUGGUCCUUAA
Messenger RNA from Fukomys damarensis (Damara mole-rat), 945 nucleotides. RefSeq names its product olfactory receptor 7D4. NCBI's taxonomy places the organism in Eukaryota, Metazoa, Chordata, Mammalia, Rodentia, Bathyergidae. The record is from RefSeq and is a predicted model, not a curated record. The transcript has a single exon. Gene Ontology annotation, cellular component: membrane. Bases 1 to 945 code for a protein of 314 amino acids. Gene Ontology annotation, molecular function: G protein-coupled receptor activity; olfactory receptor activity. Gene Ontology annotation, biological process: G protein-coupled receptor signaling pathway.